Messenger RNA from Aegilops tauschii subsp. strangulata, 1157 nucleotides. RefSeq lists its product as uncharacterized. Gene Ontology annotation, cellular component: preribosome, large subunit precursor; nucleolus. NCBI's taxonomy places the organism in Eukaryota, Viridiplantae, Streptophyta, Magnoliopsida, Poales, Poaceae. Gene Ontology annotation, biological process: nuclear-transcribed mRNA catabolic process; rRNA processing; ribosomal large subunit assembly. Gene Ontology annotation, molecular function: RNA binding. The record is from RefSeq and is a predicted model, not a curated record.
GGGCUCUCUACUAGGCCUGUUAUAGUCCAACUCCGGCCAGGCCUGCGGUCUCUCCCCUUCGUCGAGCGGCGCAGCACAAAACAAAAGCCGAGGCAGGACAAGAGAGCGAACCCUCUCUAAACCCUAGAAACUUAGGCACCGCCGCCGCCGCCGCUGCUCCCAGGACAGCAGCCAAGGAAGACGAAACCAAGCCUCCGCCAUGCCGAAAUCCAAGCGCAAUCGCUCAGUCACCCUGUCAAAGACCAAGAAGAAGCCGGGGCUAGAGCGGAAGGGCAAGGUGGUCACGGAGAUCAAAGACGCGAUUGAGCGCCACAGCAGCGCCUAUGUCUUCACCUACAACAACAUGAGGAACCAGAAGCUCAAGGACCUCAGGGACCAACUCAAGUCCUCUAGCCGGAUAUUCCUUGCUGGAAAGAAGGUCAUGCAGAUAGCAUUGGGGCGGUCACCUGCUGAUGAAGCUAAGACAGGCCUGCAUAAACUCUCCAAGUUCCUUCAAGGUGCUUCUGGAUUGUUAUUUACAAAUCUCCCAAGGGAUGAUGUCGAGAGAUUAUUCCGAGAAUUUGAGGCGAAUGAUUUUGCGAGGACAGGAAGUAUUGCGACUCAAACGGUUGAGCUAAAGGAAGGCCCUCUGGAACAGUUUUCACAUGAAAUGGAACCCUUUCUGCGCAAACAAGGACUGCCAGUUCGCCUAAACAAAGGUGUUGUUGAAUUGGUUGCAGAUCAUGUAGUAUGUGAAGAAGGAAAGCCCCUUUCACCAGAAGCAGCACACACUCUGCGCGUGCUUGGGACGAAGAUGGCGACGUUCCGACUGUACCUUGUCUGCCGCUGGUCGUCCGAUGACUUUGAAGUGUACAAGGAAGGCUUGGCGCACCUGGGAGGUGAGGAAGCUGACGAGUCUUCUUAAGGUUGUUGGAUUAUCAUGGUGGCGUGCUUGUUGUCUAGCUGUGUUCAGACGGUUUUGUGCCAUGCCUUUGUACCCUUAAUUCGACAGGAAUCUCAAAUAUAUGAUCUGACCCAGUUGGGCAUAUUGUUGAGUGCCAGUAUUUUUGUGAGCUACUAUUAUAGGUUGAUCUUCUUCCUUGGCCUCUUCUCCGUUGUACUCCCUCCGUAAACUAAUAUGUUGCGCCUAUACUUGUGCUGCAAGUGGUUCGGCUCAA